GGUGUGACGACUCGCGGUGCCUCUCGCUGUGCGCGCGCCACUUGUGUCACUGCAAGGGCUUCUUGCGGCCACGGUAGUUGACCGCGUUUACGCAGUUGGUGAGCGAAGACCCAAAACGUGAAGCAGCAGCCCUGCCGAUGUUGUUCACGGUUCAUCGUUAACACCGAGGCCGGCUCCCGCAGGAAGACACGCCAUGGAGAGGACGAGCUUACACGACGAGUACACCCUCUCCUCCUCCCCUCGGCUCACGCUCGCGCUAUUGGCGCUCGGCCUGCUGCUCGCGGUCGCCUUAGUCCGACGCCGGCGCUCCGCGCGUCGGCGCCACGGCGGGGCGAGGCCCCUCCCGGGCCCCGUCCGCUGGCCCAUCGUCGGCAACAUCCUCCAGCUGUGGCCCGACCCCCACCUCAAACUCACCAGGAUGUGCGAUCGCUACGGCGACGUGUUCCGCGUUCACCUCGGCUCCGUGCCCGUGGUGGUCCUCAGCGGCCUGGAGACGAUCAAGCGGGCGCUGGUGAAGAACGGCGACGCGUUCGCGGGGCGGCCGCCGUUCUACUCGCUGAGCUUGGUGGGAAACGGAGACACGCUCACGUUCACCCGCGCGUACGACGGCUGCUGGAAGGCGCACAAGAGGCUGGCUCGGAGCGCCCUGCGGAACUUCUGCGCCGCGCCGGCCCACCGCGAGGGCUACGCGUGCCUGCUGGAGGAGUGCGUGUGCGAGGAGGCCGAGCGGCUGCUGCUCGCCUGCAAGGGCGGUGGAGCGCAGCCCGGCGGCUUCGACCCCGUGCCCUCCAUCACGUGCGCCGUGGCCAACGUGAUGUGCGCGCUCGUGUUCGGGAAGCGCUACCCGCACGGGGACCCCACGUUCCUGCAGAUCGUGGGGUUCAACGAAGAGGCGUCGCAGCUGUCGGGCGCCGGGAACCUGGUGGAUUUCUUUCCGUUCUUGCGUCACGUGCCGAACGCUCAGCUAAGGGCGCUCAAAGUCCUCUCGGCCAGGCUCUUGGCUUUCAUGGAAGGCCACAUCAAGGAACACUACAGCUCCUACCAAAAGGGCCACGUGCGUGACAUCACGGACGCGCUCAUCGCCAUGUGCGCCGAGCAGGAGCACGCGCUGCGCGAGGUGGGCCUCAGCGACGAGCGCGUCGUCGCCACGGCGCUCGACAUUUUCGGUGCCGGCUUCGACACGAUCAUCACCGGCUUGACGUGGUGCCUUCUCUACCUCUGCAUCCAUCCCGACGUCCAGCACAAGCUGCAGCGAGAGAUCGAUGAAACGAUCGGCAGGGACCGCACUCCGAGGUUCGAGGAUCGCGCGAACCUGCGACGCGUGGAGGCCUUCCUCACCGAGAUGUUCCGCCACUCCGCGUUCGUCCCGUUCACCAUCCCGCACAGCACGACGCAGGACGUGGUACUCAAUGGCAUGUUCAUCCCUCGGGACACGUGCGUGUUCGUCAACCUUCACCAGGUCAACCACGACCCGACCGUAUGGAGCGACCCCGAGCGGUUCGAUCCGGACCGCUUCUUGUCGCACGACGGAAAGGAGGUGAACAAGGAGAUGGUGGAGAAGGUUCAGAUCUUCGGCCUGGGCAAGCGCCGCUGCCUGGGCGACGUGGUGGCGCGCCAGGAGCUCUUCGUGGUCCUCGUCACGCUGCUCCAGGGGCUGUCGUUCCGAGUGCCGCCCGGCACGCCAACGCCGAGCGUCGCCCCGCAGCACGCCCUGGUGAUGAAGCCGCCGCGCUUCCACGUGUGCGCGUCCCCGCGGGCGUGAGCCGACGCUCGCCUGCGCUUGCCGGGCGGGCUCUGGGGAGAGGCUGUGGGAUUGCGAGAGCCAGCUUUUUUUUUUUUGCCGGGCGAUUGAACAGUUCGGGUGUGUGUGUGUGUGUGCGGCCACAGCGACAAAUGCACAAUGGGGCAACGAAGUGAAAGACUGCAGGGAGUCUUGAUUACAGGUGCGUGUGUGUGUGUGUGUGUGCACGUGCGUGUUUUUUGUAGAGACGCACAGUCGCCCCGGCCAUUGUCUUAGGGCACAACAUCACGCUCGGAACUCGCGCUAAUUCCCCCCUCGUGCCAGAGUCUUGGGAUCUUGCUGAGCUGCGCUUGCUUGCACCGUCAUGCUCCAGUGCAGAACAAUUUAGACGAUGUUGUUUUGGGCAGCUCUUUUGGCAACAACAGAAGGAUGUUUUCGAGUUCCCUCUUCGCAAUGCGCAAUACGAUUUUUGUGUCACUGUGGAGAGACCACGGAGGGCACCACAGAGGGCACCACCUGCAGUUUGCGCAGGGCACAAGUGAGAUGUGAACAAGCUCAAUGUUGUUCUUUUUUACCAACCUCAGAAUCAGAAUAUUUAUUGAUAUUGGAGAAAUCCAAUGAGCUAAAAUGCUCGAAUCGGAUGAGCUAUGAAGCUCUUUUUCACAGAUGUCAGAACAUUACAACAAACAAUACAAAAACACGAGAUAGGAGUGCAACCCGAAAGGAAAGGUAAACAUAUCACAGGGCCAAAAAAAUACAAAUUGAAAUAAACAAUGUUUUACCUUACCAGGUAAAGCCCACUGAGGUAUUAAAUUAUUUUUCAGAAGCGACCUGGCCACAAAUGGAUAGCUCAACAAAGUGGCUUAUCAUGUGGAAAUUAGAGCAGCAAAAUUAUCUAAAUAGUUUAAAUGCAUGUUUCUCAGCCACGUCGAAGGCUUGCUUAUCAACCCGUCAUCUCCACAAUAGAAUGCCACUGCUCCUGUGCCACAGUGAUGGACUAUAAUGCCCUUCCCAUUGACAUCCAGUGUUAGCUCCAUUUAAAUUACAUUUUGGCAUAUGAAUCAUUCGGCGGGACCCCGGGGUCCCGCAAAAAUCAGGUCAAUAAUUAUUAUUAUUUUUCAGUCCGCCCACUCGUGAUCCCGACAGCAACGCGCCGCCCG
Petromyzon marinus (sea lamprey) is the source of this 2901-nucleotide messenger RNA. RefSeq names its product cytochrome P450 1A1-like. Gene Ontology annotation, biological process: progesterone metabolic process; hormone biosynthetic process. Lineage: Eukaryota; Metazoa; Chordata; Hyperoartia; Petromyzontiformes; Petromyzontidae. Gene Ontology annotation, molecular function: heme binding; steroid 17-alpha-monooxygenase activity; iron ion binding. The record is from RefSeq and is a predicted model, not a curated record.